Messenger RNA from Brenthis ino (lesser marbled fritillary), 1449 nucleotides. The record is from the annotation of a GenBank genome assembly. NCBI's taxonomy places the organism in Eukaryota, Metazoa, Arthropoda, Insecta, Lepidoptera, Nymphalidae.
AUGUUUUUCAAUAACAUUAUUAGAUUAGCAGUUUUAAUUAACAAGUUAGUAUUUAGCUUAACUUUUGUAGAAUUCGACUCAAAUGAGAGUGAUUUAGAAAAUGAAAAUCAUGUUUCUUAUGUAUAUAACUCAGAUGUUAGUGAAGAAGAAAUAGUAAGUCUUCUAGAAGAAAAGUAUAGAUUUAGAAAUGAUAAUACUACUAAAAGAUUUCGUAUAGCAAGUGGAGGAAAAGCCUAUCCAGUAUUCCCAGAAAAGGAUGAUAGAAAACUAGCGUGGGCCUUUCGCACUUAUGCUGUAAGACGCAUCGUUGGAGGAAUGGACACGAGCAUCAGCAUGUAUCCUUACAACGUAGCAAUAUCAAGAAAUGGAAAACAUUGGUGUGGAGGAUCUAUCAUAGAUGAACAGUGGGUUUUGAGUGCUGGACACUGUUUUGAAUCAGCUUAUGAUGGAGAUAAAAGGAAACUUCUACCUUUUAUAUUGAGAGCUGGAAGCUCAUUUCACAACAGAGGAGGCUAUCAAGCUAGAGUAAAUAAGGUUUUCUUCCCAGGUGGAUAUUCUCCUGGGAAUGCUGACUUUGACUUCUCGCUAUUACGCUUAGAUCGCCCAUUACCCAUAGGACGGAAUAUAGCUGUUCUAAAUCUGCCUGCGCCAGCCUAUUCUAUUGAUGUGGACGACAUACUGAUAGUCACCGGAUGGGGAAGUACUCAUGAAUCAGGAUAUGGCCACAUUCCAGACAGACUUCGCUUCGUACCAGUACCGGUAAUGUCAUUAGAGAAAUGUCAAAAUGCUUAUAAUUUCUACAUCACGCCUAGAAUGAUAUGCGCGGGAUACGCGACAGGGGGGAAAGAUGCUUGUAACCAUGAUUCAGGAGGUCCAGCAGUCAGAGAUGGGGUUCUAAUUGGGGUGGUUUCCUUUGGUGGUAAAAAGUGUGGAGAUCCCCGAUUCCCCGGCGUUUACAGUCGAGUGUCAUCUAUUACUCAAUGGGUUGACUUAACCAUAAGAUCUAAUGAAGCAUUUACUGUCCCGGAACUGAAAGCAAAUAUUAGGAAGGCCAGGCAAAGGGAACGGGAGUUGCAAAAGUUCAAAGCGCGUGUUGAAGAGAAGAAGAAUAAAAUCAAAUCGUGGUUACGAAACACUUUGAAGUCACCUAUAUUCCUACAUCUUGCUAAAAAGAAGUUAGCUGAAGCCGGCUUUAUAGUCAGAAGAAACUUCAGAAGAAUUUUAGCUGAACCGGAAAAUAUUUUAGAUGAUAAAACUAUGGACGAAAUUAAUCUGUCAAAUUUAAUUAAUGAAUGGAUUUUAGAAGAAGACGUAGAAAAGAACGAGGCAGAAUUACUUCUAAGAGCUUUGGCGUUACAAGAUGUUGUUUACAAUGAAAGUGAGAAAGAGACCCUUGAAAACAAAAUGGAGAGUGAUAAUGACAUGGAAGCACUUAUUGCUAUUUUAAAG